Messenger RNA from Triticum urartu, 2168 nucleotides. NCBI's taxonomy places the organism in Eukaryota, Viridiplantae, Streptophyta, Magnoliopsida, Poales, Poaceae. The record is from RefSeq and is a predicted model, not a curated record.
GAAGACAAAAGGCGAAGCAACAAGGCAGGAGAGGAGUACGAUCGGCCGCAGGCGAGGGAGAUUUUCGAACACCGGCAGCAUCAAAGGAAGGAAGACGCCCAUUUGGCGCGCGCCCCUAUAAAUACACCCGCCUCCGGCUCAACCUGCCGCCUCCUCCCCGCGCCCGCGCACUCCCCCCGCACUCCCCCGUCGCCUCCGUCUGCUCCGCCGCCUGCCCGGUCCGGCGCGGCGACGAGCCCCCGCAAGGAGCUCACUGAAUAGUACUUGACCAGAGCAGGGUAUAAUGAAGAGAGUCUCAUCGCAUGUCUCCAUUGCCUCAGAGGCAGAGAUCAAUCUUGAUCUCUCACGGUUACUAAUUGACAAGCCAAGGUUCACACUGGAGCGUAAGAGGUCAUUUGAUGAACAGUCAUGGAGUGACCUCUCGCAUCGGCAUAAUGACGGCUUUGAUAGUGUGGCGCAUUCGCCUGCAUUCCGCACCGGUUUCGAGUCACCAUUCUCAACGGGCUCACACUUCGGUGAGCCAAGUGGACCACACCCGCUUGUGAAUGAGGCAUGGGAGGCACUCAGGAAGUCUGUAGUGUAUUUUCGUGGCCAGCCUGUGGGUACCGUUGCUGCGGUAGAUCAUGCAUCAGAGGAGGUGCUCAAUUAUGAUCAGGUUUUUGUGCGGGAUUUUGUUCCUAGUGCAUUGGCUUUCUUAAUGAACAACGAACCUGAAAUAGUGAAGAACUUCCUCUUGAGAACUGUCCACUUGCAAAGCUCGGAAAAAAUGGUAGACCGGUUCAAGCUUGGAGCAGGAGCAAUGCCUGCAAGUUUCAAGGUGGACCGUAAUGUGAACAGGAACACUGAAACAUUAGUUGCAGAUUUUGGUGAGAGCGCAAUUGGCAGGGUGGCACCAGUGGACUCUGGAUUUUGGUGGAUUAUUCUCCUCCGGGCGUAUACAAAGUAUACUGGAGAUGCUAGUUUGUCAGAAUCACCUGAUUGUCAGAAGUGCAUGCGGCUUAUACUGAAUCUUUGCUUAUCUGAGGGAUUCGAUACUUUCCCAACUCUGCUCUGCACUGAUGGUUGCUCAAUGAUCGAUCGUCGAAUGGGUAUAUACGGUUAUCCUAUUGAGAUCCAAGCUCUCUUCUACAUGGCAUUAAGAUGUGCCCUCCAAAUGCUUAAGCCGGAUGGUGAAGGGAAGGACUUCAUAGAGAAGAUAGGGCAACGACUGCAUGCAUUAACCUACCACAUGAGAAAUUACUUCUGGCUUGAUUUUCCACAUCUAAAUAACAUAUAUAGAUACAAAACAGAAGAAUACUCCCACACCGCUGUGAACAAAUUCAAUGUCAUUCCGGAUUCAAUCCCUGAUUGGGUGUUUGAUUUCAUGCCUUGUCGGGGAGGCUACUUCCUUGGCAACGUCAGCCCUGCUAUGAUGGACUUCAGGUGGUUUGCUCUUGGAAACUGUAUUGCCAUUAUAUCAUCUCUAGCUACCCCGGAGCAGUCAUCGGCAAUAAUGGAUCUCAUCGAGGAGAGAUGGGAUGAGCUAGUGGGCGAGGUGCCUCUUAAGAUAGUAUAUCCUGCACUUGAGAACCAUGAAUGGAGAAUAAUUACUGGCUGCGACCCCAAGAAUACUAGGUGGAGUUAUCAUAAUGGAGGAUCUUGGCCAGUUCUUCUAUGGCUGCUGACAGCAGCCUGCAUCAAGACCGGGCGGCCACAAAUGGCGAAGCGCGCCAUCGAGCUCUCCGAGGCAAGGCUCCUCAAGGACGGCUGGCCCGAGUACUACGACGGCAAGCUGGGCAAGUUCGUCGGCAAGCAGGCCAGGAAGUUCCAGACAUGGUCCAUCGCUGGAUACCUAGUCGCGAGGAUGAUGCUGGAGGACCCAUCGACGCUCAUGAUGAUCUCCAUGGAGGAGGACCGGCCUGUGAAGCCGACAAUGAGGCGGUCGGCGUCAUGGAAUGCUUGAGGAAGGGGGUUGGGUUUCUUGAAAAAAGAAUUUACUUGCCGAGGGUUCAACAGAAAAAGGAGUCCAGAGUUGGUUGUAAUUGUACUCUGUCAGUUUGGACAGAAGUGUAUACCGUAGAUGCACCUAGAAGUCGCUCUACGUUUUCUUCCUUUUGUCAAAAACAGCAAAGUGAAGCUUGUGCUUUGGUGAUACCUCAGUUUCGGAAUAAUAUGUUUAUUUUGUACCA